This is a messenger RNA of Zalophus californianus (California sea lion), 412 nucleotides long. RefSeq names its product ATP synthase membrane subunit e (gene ATP5ME). The transcript has 5 exons. Gene Ontology annotation, biological process: proton motive force-driven ATP synthesis. Lineage: Eukaryota; Metazoa; Chordata; Mammalia; Carnivora; Otariidae. Bases 11 to 355 code for a protein of 114 amino acids. Gene Ontology annotation, molecular function: proton transmembrane transporter activity. The record is from RefSeq and is a predicted model, not a curated record.
GGCCACCUGCAUGAGGACCUGGGCGGCUGCAGGAGCCAAAAGAAGGAGUACCUUUCCGAGAUUUGCACAAAGUCACUCUUUCCGGGCCCUUGCAGCGUCCUCCUCAGAUUGUACUUCCGGCGUGAAGGUUACGGACAAGAUGGUGCCGCCGGUGCAGGUCUCCCCGCUCAUCAAGCUCGGCCGCUACUCCGCCCUGUUCCUCGGCGUGGCGUACGGAGCCAAGCGCUACAGUUACUUGAAACCUCGGGCAGAAGAGGAGCGGAGGGUAGCCGCUGAGGAGAAGCGGCAGCAGGAUGAACGGAAACGGAUUGAGAGAGAACUGGCAGAAGCCCAAGACGACAGCAUACUAAAGUGAGCCUGCCUUUCUCUGGAGUGGUGUGGACGAAUAAAGCUUUCUGUGUUUGAUGCUCUC